GUUUCGUCCGCGGCCUCCGCUCUUCUGGCUCGCCAGUCACCGGCGUCGUAUUCGCGCGAUUAGUGUCUGCCGUGUACGGACGGAGCGCGUCGGAUUCCUCUCGCGGCUCGGGAUAUUAUUUUCGCAGGAACGCGCGUCGCGGAAUCGCUGCGUGUGAUAGCCGAUUGUUGUUCUUCGGACGUUUGAUUUUUGCUGAGGUUGUGGUCGACGUUUUGCCGUCGAGAAGAAAUACCGCCGUCGAAACGAUAUUAUCGUUUGAUACAUUUAUAGCGUUAAACAAUACGUUUGCAACGAGCACGACACGCCGUUUUUCCCACCGGACUCGAUAACUAGUCGAAACGAUGUGAGAAUUUUCUUCGUUUAAAGACGUCAAACAGUGGCAAAUGUUAUGUGCGGUGUUCGAAUUUUUUUCUGGCUAUUUGCCUUGCAACAUUGGGCGGGAGCCAGCGAGUUUCCCGAUCGGGAGUGUUGCGAUCUUCCUUCGCCGCCUUCCACUACUUUAAAUCCACCCACGGAGGCCAUCGUUACCGUCAAAAGCGGUCCCAAUACUAAAACAACAGUAGCAAUCUUGAACUGCCUUCUAGCCAGGCAAUUUUGUUUCGAAGACGCUUCUUGUUCAGCCAUAUUGGAAAUUAUUCCCAGAGUUUGCGGUCCUGAAGUCGUUGCAUGUUCAACCGUGACCGUAACGAAAUGCCAGGCCGCCCUUCGGACUCUGCAGGCGUUUCCGUUCUUCAAACCCACGUGCCUCUGUCGAGAGCCCCACGUGGAUCCAGAGUGCAAUUCCUUCAGGGACUUCCUCUUCGAUCAUCCGUGCGUUUUCGUCAUGAAAAAAGAGAAAGAUCCUUAUCCUGUGGACGCAUUGCCAACUUGUAAUCACGCCCUUUCAGUUUGCCAACAAGAGCACAAGUGCAUUAAAUUAUACGAGGAUUUCAAAGCCAAUUGCAAAGUCAGAGACAACCGCUGCCGCAUGGACGACAGGGAUCAGUGCUAUCAGGCGUGGACGAAUCUCAGAAAAUCUCCCAUGUUCGGUUGCAUUUGCCCCAACAAUCAAAUGAAAAAACGAUGCGAUAGGAUAUUUAGUAUGGUCAAUCAUAAUCCCUGCGUAGAUAGUGUAAGCGGCACAGGCACGGGCACCUUCACAGGCUCGAGCACCUACACAGGCUACAGCACGGCCGUAGAUUCGAACCUUGGCACAAACGCAAGCGUAGUCGGCACUGAGUUUGACUCUCACUCGGUAGGAGGAUCUCUCGACACGUCCGAGCAGGCUUCUUCGGAGAUCCACGGCGAAUCAGAAUCGGAUAUCGAUGCUUCGUCGGACAAUACGUCCGCUGCGGCUGGUGCCACGUCAUAUGACGACGACCUAGGCAUCGGCUUGGUCGAAAACCCGCUGGUUGACGCGGUCAACGGUCAAGAGGCUCACGCUGGCUACGACCACAUAAGCGUGAGCGUCUUAAAGAACAAAGAACGCACGUCGUCGCUCAGUAGGAAAUAUCCGGAAGAGGCCGAAUAUGGCGGUGUUGACAACAACAUAUACCAACAAAAGUCGCCAAGUCCGGAGGAUUACAACGAAGUCGAGAAAAUUGUGUUUCAAAGCACAUGUCAUACUGCCCUGACGAGUUGCAACAACGUCUACAAGUGUCGCAUGCUUUUGAAUCCCGUGUUACACCAUUGCGACAUGUCGCGCUGCAACAGAAACUCCUGCAUGGAAGCGUUGCAGAAGUUCUACGGCAAGCCGGAUUUUCCUUGGAAUGUGGAAAUUGCCUUUUGUCUUUGCAAAAAAACGGAUAACAAAGAAGACGCCUGCCUGAUCGCCCAAGAAAAACUCCACCCGGUAUGCGCCCAAAGGACGGAGGAGGUGCCGCCUCCUUCUUGCUUACAUCUGGCGGAAGUUUGCCGGGAGAACAAUGAGUGCAGAUCGAAAUUGGAAUACUACGAGCAAUCGUGUGCCGUGGACGCCGUGACGAAGAAAUGCGCCGGAUCGCCGACGGAAUGCCGAUCGGCUAUUUUGGGCAUUUUGGGAACGGACCUGAGGACGACGUGCGCCUGCAAAGGCACCGACAUGACCCAAUUGUACGAGUGUCUCGGCUGGCAGCGCCUUUUGUGGGUCAAUCCUUGCGUAGUGGAGUCGCAAAAACAAUACCACAUGGCCAGAGCCCUGGAGCAGGCAACGCACUCUCCACCGCCGACAUCGACAGCACCAUCUCCGCUGAUCCGCCAUCGGCCAACUUCCACCCAUCACCAUUCCCCGCAGGUCAUCAUCCAGGCCACAGAAGCCUCCUUGCAAACCCGAGUGAACACCAUCGCAGAGUUCAUUCCUCCCCCGCAACCCUUCGUUCCCACCAGCACCUCUACCACCACAACCACCACCACCACCACCACGACUACCAAACCGACCACCAGAAGGAGAACUACUACUACAACUACCACGUUACCUCCAAGAUCUUGCGUUGUGCAAAGGCCGCAGUUUCCUAAUCAUUUCAUACGUGAGGGGUCGUUUAAAAGGAUUUACCACGAGGACGAAUUCGAAUGCUCGGACGUGUGCGAAUGCGAAGUAGGGGAGAAAUUAACGUGCAGGACUAUUUGCAUCGACAGGAUGCCUUGUAAGACAGAAUUCGCGUAUUACAAUCAUGCUGCGCCAGCGUUUCAAGCAUUCAGGGGUAGAUGUUUAUGCUAUUCGGGAAGAUUCAUAUGCAUGAAGCCCAUGCCGAACGAUUACACAUUGCCUCAAGGAGUUUUCCUCUUUUUGGGUUACAGCGAAGUGGAUGAGAGGGAGCUGAACAAAAAUCACAGCGUGAUCGUCGUACAGGAUAUAGUUAGGGUGCUGCAGAAUAUUAUCGAAGAGGAAGCUGUUAAUGGGACCCUUUGUACGCUGGAGUUUUUCAAUGCGACAAAAGAAAACGUCAUAAUUGCGGGCAAGCUCUCCGAGGAGAUCGACUACACCAAAUUGUCCCCGCCGGAAAUCCUCGCAAAGGAGAAGGAGGAAUGCGUGGAUUUGCUGGAAAUGGUCAGCGACAGAAUAAACUCGAAGAGUCCGGAUUUCGUCUCGCAUUUGCUGCUUUCCAUCUUCAAAAUGGCAGAAGUGGAGAUCAUACCGAUAGAAGUGAAGUCCUGUUCGACGAGAUGUUUCAACAGGAUGCAAGUGCUGGUGAUCUCGAUGGUUUUAUUGAAACUAGUUCAAUACAUCCAAUCGACGCCAUCGUGACAACGAGACUGAAUACGCUAAAUUAAAAUUUACAAGAAAUAUAUACAUAUCAUAUAAAUAUGUAAGUUAAAUCCGUAUAGAUAUCGAUGAGAAACAUAGUGAUGUUGGCCGGUUAAAUGUUCAAAAAGUUUUCCAUUCUGCUCGAUCAAAAACUGAAGAGAGUUCGUGUAUAAAAAUUUAUACAAAAUAUACUUUUUAUCAUGCAGCAAAUAAAAAAAUAUAGGAGCAUUACAAUUUACAAUUUUCCUCGAAUGUUUGCAAGCGUUAAAAUUUCAUAGAGUGGCCGAUAAAUUCGAAUUUAAUUUAAAUUUAACUACUCUAUCCCAUUUCACCACUGCCAAUGUUUACUAGAGUAGUGCCAAAUAAAACCGCUGUAAAAACAUAUUUAUUUAUUCUUGCGAUUUGUUCCAGAAUUUUCAGAUUUUGAUCGAAGUCGCGCUGAAUUUAUACAGUGCGAGCCAAAAGGUCUCCACCAUUUUGAAUGGAAUGGAAAUAGAAGGGAAGUAAUUUUAUUACUUUCAGGAGAAACUGAUGUUAAGUACCUACUCGAAAAUUUUACGAUGCACUGCAUGAUUGAAAGUAAAAUUCAAUGAAUAUUUCAUUCAUUCAACAUUUAUUGAGGUUUCCAUUCAAUUUUAUCGCUCUCUUAAGGGAAGAUAAGAAAUGAUUGAGAUGUGAUUUUUGGCUUGUAUGGAAAAUGAAUCCUUAUUUUCUUAAUAUUGAUAUCGUGAACAUUUAAUUGUAGUUUCAUUAUGUUUUUCAAAAAUCUCUGACAAUUACUAUAAACUAAUGAGUAAGGUGGUACCGAGUGUUCUAUAAGAACUAAAUAAAUUUAUAGUUUUUAUAAAAUUCUGUCUGGUGAAAGCAGCUCUUUGUUUUGUAAAAAUAAUCGAAUUAUCUCACUGAGGUAUUACCUUACGAUUAAAUCACUUUGUACAUAUCAUUGUUGACUAUUAUUGUUACUGUUAAGAAAAAACUAGACUAAAUUAGUCAUGAACUGUCGUUUUUUGUAUAAGGCAUUGCUCAGAAUCUUUAGAUACGAAUUGUCCAUUUAUGGAUCAACUGUUUAUAACUUAUUACCUAUUUUUUGACUAUCUAGUCGAGUGGUGUACUGUAUCAUUUUGUAACCGCUUUUGAUGUAGACCGAACAAAUCGAUCCGGUCCUGCCGAUUUCCGCGCUAAUUUGUUCACGUUUCGACUUCAUUUUAGCACUAAAUUUAGCGCGGAAUUCAGCCGAACCCGUAUACUGACAAGCCGAUUUAGAUCAGGAAAAGUCUUCCUAAAAUGUGAGUUUUUGACAUCAAACAUUUUGUCUGAUUGCAAAUUAACAAUUCACUACUUUUACCCAGUAAUUUUCUUGCUUUAUAAUAAUAAUAAUCUACUACUUUAUUAAAGAUUCCUCGGAGAAUUAUAAAUGUAAUAAUUUAUUUUCGUUCGUUAUUAGAAUUGGAAAUUAAUUUUUUAGUGAAAGAAAAUUUUUAAUUUGCGAACAGACUUCUCUACACUAAAAUUAAAAUUGGAGCAAAUGUAAUCCAACGCUUAAUUAUUAAAAGAAAUGUCAAGGCUUACGUGUGUAACUCAUACAUAUCAUAUUUAGCUUUAAAUUUAAGGGAAAAACGUUAUUGUUUCAUUAGAUGAGUUGGUUGUAUUUUGGCCAGUGGCGUAACGUAGGGAACGUUGAAAACCAACCCGUUACGCCCAUGGGUUUGCGUAGUUUUAGUUUACGUUUUGAUGUAAUGGUCGAUUAGAUCAGUGUUUUUGAAUGAAAUCGGAAAAAUCAUACUUUCUACAUAUCUCUAGAACUAGAGCAAUAUUUGAGCGAUAUUUUAUAGUUUUUAUAAAGUCCACGAAAUUUACGAGAAUGUUAUCGUUUUACUAAUUUUUAAAUAAAUUAUUAUACAACUUUAUUGUAUUAAAAUUAUGAUUAAUUACGAACGUGGACGUAUCGAAAUUAUGGAAAAAUUAUGGUACAUUUUAGAAAUUUUUACGAAGAAAUAUUUUCUUACAAAAAAGGUUUCCGAAGGAACUCUUUGUUUUAAAAAUGAAGAGCGUUUUUAACGAAAAAGCUACAUAAAUUGUAUGUGUAUAAAAAAUUAUUAAAAACCGAGAAUCCCCUUGUCGCAUAAACAUAACAAUUUCACAGGAUUUGAACCAUCUUUUAAACGUUUUAUAUUAUCAUUUUUUUUAUAAAUAGAAAAUUUAGAUUCUAAUGUGCAUAAAGUCUAAAAAGCAUUAUACAAUUUUUGUUAUUUAAUUAAUCAAAACUGAGACCUAUUUGUAAUAUGUUAAUUAUCCUGUCAGGCUGUCUGGUCCAUUGUUUUGAAUGAUUGAGUAAUUAAUUAAAGCAUGAAGAUUAUAAAUACUCGUAUGCAUUUGCUAACGCUUCUUAACUGAAAAUACAGUGUGUCAUUCAUUCCCAAUUAUUUAAGUGACGCGCAAAUUUAUUUGCAAUUUGUUUUCUCUUCUAACAGAAGGUAAUUUUGUAUUAAUAAAUUUUCAAAAAAGUACGUUUUAAAACGGUUCAUAUUCUCGUGAAAACGCACAAUAAGUCGUUAAACUAUGUGUUGUAGAUGAUAUUAUACAUUCAUAUACGAAGAAAUAAAUUGUACACUAGACCAUUUAGCACUGUCAUUUAUUAAAAUAUAGUCAGUAGAUUAACCGAAAAGCUUAAAUUGAGUCUAGUAUACAGGGUGGUAAAGAAAACUUCAAAAACAGACUACACAAAUGAAGAAAUAAGGAAUAUUACCUGUAAAUAAUAAUCACUAGUCAAAAUAUUUAUUAUUAAUUAUGUUCAAGUCAAGUGCAUGAUCAAUCGAGGUUAAUAAUAAAUUAUUUUUGUUAGAAAAUGCAAAAUUACCAUAAUAAGCGAAUAUAAAUUGCAAUUUGUAGAUAAUUUAAUAACGACUGCAAUUUUUAUAAAAUCAUUUUACAUAAAAUGAUUCCAAACAAGUUAAAUAGGAAUUUAUUACUUGCUAUUUUAACGAUUUAAUGAAAGUAUUCCGAAAAUAUAGAAGCUUUUCUUUACCACACUCUGUAUAGGUGUAGUUUAAAUUGAGCUUUAACUUGAACUUAGUAUUGUGUACGUACUAAAAACGCAAAAAUAGCUUCUAGCACCCUAGUCACCAAUCCGCCCUUAACGAUUGUACAUACAUUUCGAUUUUAUAGUUAUGUUGACAUUGCCCAAUGAGUCAGUGAUACUAUUUUAAGUUUAUAGUUUAAUUUUGGUAAUAAAAAAAUUCAAAAAUCCAUUAUCGUUUUAAUUACAUCCCCUACAAAUUAAC
Messenger RNA from Phyllotreta striolata, 6483 nucleotides. The record is from the annotation of a GenBank genome assembly. NCBI's taxonomy places the organism in Eukaryota, Metazoa, Arthropoda, Insecta, Coleoptera, Chrysomelidae.